UUUGAAUGUGCGGAUCAAGCAGUGUUUAGCGGCCACAGGACGCUGCCGCCAUAGACCUAGAAUAACUGCGAGGACCAACAAAUUACGAACAACGUUCCAUAUCAUUGUACAUUUCCGUAGAAAUGUGAAUCAUGACUUCAUCCACCCGAAGUCAUCAAGGUCGAGAGACAACGGUUGGGUACCUAAAAGAACAUUAACAUGAGGACGUUUCCCAGAGGCCGCAGUAAAGCACAUCCUGUCCAUUUCCCUGUGUAGUGGUCCCCACUGGCAGAGGAUUGCUUUCUACUCGCAGACACUUUCACUGCUCAGUGGCAUAUCCACACCCUGGGUGAGAUAGAGUACAGACACAGGAGAAAGUCAACCCUUGCUUACAACGCACUCGCUGUCCCAGGCCUUUUAUCCCUCUCAGAGAGCCCCUCCCUGGGGUCAUGCCUAUCCUACUCACUGCCGACGUCUCCUUCAGCUCCAAGCAGGAGCUGCUGGACCUCCAGGACGGCCCUAUGUGCCCCUCCCUAGAGACACCCAGCCCUGUAGACUCUCAGGAGGACAGCCCAGUGGGUUCAGGCCCCGGCAGCGCCGCUGGAAACAGCCCCGCUCGCCACAUCAUCCUCACCCAGGCUGCUAACCCACUGCCUGGACAGCUUUACACGGGCCAAGCACCCGCGGAGACCCCACUGGGCCUCACAUUCAUCCCCACACACUCAGAAGGCCUGUGUGGCUGGGGGGCUCUGACGCCCCGAGUCAUCCAGACCUUCAACACCCCUCGCUGGGUACUGUUCUUCCUGUGUGUGGCCUCCUUCCUCCAGGGCAUGAUCAUCAACGGCUUCAUCAACACCGUGGUGACCUCCAUAGAGAGACGUUUUGACCUGCGCAGCUACCAGACCGGUCUCAUCGCCAGCUCCUACGACAUCGCUGCCUGUGUGUGCCUGGCCUUCGUCAGUUACUUUGGUGGGACGGGGCACAAGCCUCGCUGGCUGGGCUGGGGGGUGCUGGUCAUGGCGCUAGGAUCUCUGGUGUUCGCCCUGCCUCACUUCACCACUCCCCCGUACCAGGUAAGCAUGCCCGAGCAGACAGGGGUGUGUACGGGGAACCGUACCAGACGUUGCCAUGAUAACGAGGGUGGGGGCCUGUCCAGCUACCGCUUUGUCUUCAUGCUGGGCCAGUUCCUGCAUGGGGUGGGAGCCACGCCCCUCUACACUCUGGGCGUCACCUACCUGGAUGAGAACGUCAAGUCCAGCUACGCUCCGGUGUACAUCGGGAUCUUCUAUACAGCAGCCAUCGUGGGCCCAGCUGCAGGGUAUCUUCUAGGAGGAUACUUCCUCAACAUCUACACAGAGAUCCACAUGACGACGGAGCUGACUCCAGAGAACCCUCUGUGGGUGGGGGCCUGGUGGAUUGGCUUCCUGGCAGGAGGCGCAGCAGGGCUGGUCGUCGCCCUGCCCAUCCUGGGUUACCCACGCCAACUACCAGGCUCUCAGAAGUAUGUGGCCAUGCGUGUGUCUGAGACCCACCAGCUGAAAGAUGGCAGUCAGGCCAGUGCAUCAGACCCUCAGUUUGGGAAGUCAGUGAAAGACAUGCCCAGGUCAGUGUUGCUCCUGCUGAAGAACCCUCCCUUCCUCUUCCUGUGUCUGGCGGGGGCCACAGAGGCCACCCUCAUCGCUGGCAUGUCCACCUUCGGCCCCAAGUUCCUAGAGUCUCAGUUCAGUCUGAGUGCAUCUGAGGCAGCCACCUGGUUUGGCUACAUGGUGGUACCCGCGGGUGGAGGGGGCACUUUCCUGGGUGGCUACAUCGUGAAGAAGCUGAACCUCCGUUGCCGUGACAUCAUUAGGUUCUGCAUGGUGUGUGCCGUCGUCAGUCUUCUUGCCAUCUUCAUCUUCCUCAUCCACUGUCCCAACGUCCCCAUGGCCGGGGUGACUUCCCCCUACCGCAGCAACCUGCCACCGGGUCAUCAGUACAAUGAACAGUACUAUGAGCCAGCCCACAACCUCCACAACAGUUCUUGGUUGGGGGACAACCUGAUGGUGGGCUGUAAUGCAGACUGUCACUGUUUACGAGAGCUCUAUAACCCAGUCUGUGGAUCCGAUGGUGUGAUGUAUUACUCCCCUUGCCAUGCAGGCUGCAGCACAGUCAACCACACGGAGGUCUCCACAGGUAGACAGGUGUACUCGGGCUGCAGCUGUGUGGUGGGGGGGAACGUCACGUCGGGGCAGGAGGGUCUGGCUCUGGAUGGGAAGUGCACCAGCUCCUGUAGUCACAUGCCAGCCUUCCUCACCUUCCUCUUCAUCAUCAUCUUCUUUACCUUCCUGUGUAGUAUCCCCGCCCUCACUGCUACCCUCAGGUGUGUCCCAGACAGCCAGAGGUCCUUUGGAUUGGGAAUCCAGUGGAUCGUGGUGAGAAGUCUAGGUGGGAUUCCAGGCCCGAUAGCAUUUGGCUCAGUGAUCGACAUCUCAUGCCUGCUGUGGCAGGACCAGUGUGGAGAGCAGGGCUCCUGCUACCUCUACCAGAACUCUGCCAUGAGCCGCUUUACACUCAUCGCUGGCAUCAUCUACAAGGUUCUCGGCAUGAUGUUCUUCCUGCUGGCCAGUGUUCUGUACAAGCCCCCUCCAGAGUCGCCCCAGAGCAGCUGUGAGAGCACCGACCACGGGGCAGGGGAUAGCAGGGGAGAGACGGGGGACCUCUCCAUCCCUUGAUCCCUUGACCUUCCACCAAAAAUCAUCACCAAUGUACACGCCAGGUUAUGAUGACUUCAGACCCCACCCACAUCUCACCGCGCGCGUGUGUGCGUGUGUGUGUGUGUGUGUCGUGCCACUGCAUCCUCAAUCGCUGCCAGCCCGCACCCGUCUCAUGGCCACUCCCAUCGCACAGACACAUCACCCCAGGGCAAGUCAUAUCUGAUCCACCCACUGAGCCCAACUUCAUCCCAUGGGAUUGCCCUCCAUCACCUCCCUGCCAGCCCACUGAACUUGGGGUUUGUGUGAUGUGAUGAAAGACUGAGACCAGGGUCACAGAUAGGGUCAGAGGUUAUUCUGAGAAGUAGGAAAGUCUCCUGAUGGCUUUUGGGAUAUAAACCACUGAAAAGACGAAGGGAAUGUGGAUCAUGGAAACGUUACAGACGAUAGAAACGUAAAGGUCAUUUCCCACUGAGACGACAUAUCACAGAGUUUACCGUGAACGCAGUCUCCGCUAACACGGGAACAGUGCCUUUAAAUUUAAAUCACGCUGUAACAAUAAACUUCUACAAAACGGA
Molecule: messenger RNA, 3247 nt
Organism: Oncorhynchus tshawytscha (Chinook salmon)
Lineage: Eukaryota; Metazoa; Chordata; Actinopteri; Salmoniformes; Salmonidae
Product: solute carrier organic anion transporter family member 4A1-like
Exons: 12
Coding region: 429-2690 (753 amino acids)
Biological process (GO): transmembrane transport; sodium-independent organic anion transport
Cellular component (GO): membrane
Molecular function (GO): protein binding
Source: RefSeq, a predicted model, not a curated record